Pogona vitticeps (central bearded dragon) is the source of this 1087-nucleotide messenger RNA. The record is from RefSeq and is a predicted model, not a curated record. Lineage: Eukaryota; Metazoa; Chordata; Lepidosauria; Squamata; Agamidae.
CGGGAAAGGGGGCGGGCGGAGCGGCACUUCUAAAUUCGAGCCGUCUUUUCCCGCCCAGCCAUGGCGGAGGUCCUUGAAUUCCGCGUCCCGACCGGGAAUGGCCGCACUCUCCUCGUCCUGGGGCUGGAAUCCGACGCCUCGGAGCAUGCUCUAUAUUUAACAUUCUCUACAUUUGGACUUGUCUAUUCUGUGAGGGUUCACAGAAAUGCCUCAGUUGCUGGGCCCGGCUAUCAUGCUUUUGUCAAGUUCUACUCAGCUAGAGAUGCCAGAAGAGCACAAAGCACAUGUAACCAGCAGCCUCUGUUUCAGAAAUCCCCCUUGAAGGUUUCCAUGUGUACCAGACAACGGGCCUUUCCAGACCAAGUUUUGGCUCUGAAUAGUAACAAAUGCAAAGAUUUAGCCAAUUACUACCUUGGUUUCAAUGGCUGGUCCAGUCGCAUCAUCACUCUCCAGAAUAUAUCUGGUUUUGAAGAGGGUGAAAAUGAAGAGGAAGAAACGAGAACCUCACACAGCAGCCAAUAUUCAAAGUACCUGUGUAUCCAAGAAUUAACCAUCUCCCAACAUGGGGUCUGCACCAGAGGUGUUGGUGUGGCGGAGCUUCAGGUGGAUCCCAGCCAAGAGUUUGUUACAGCGAUUCACAACAUCCAGAAGCUUGCAGUGCAUCGAGCCCUCUCAGAUGCAUUUCAGAAGAUUCUCUUCAUAGUUUUAGAAAAUGGGAAGGUAGCAGUGGAGUACAGCUCUCCUCAGGAGGACCUCAUUGACUGUUUAACAGACGAGGACCUCAAAGGUCUUGUCCAGGUGACUGACCUGUCCCUCUCAGCCCAAAACCCCAUAGGAGAAGAGGAGAUUCUGUCAGAUCUGAGCAUGGAUGGAGAAUAGGACCGUUGGAGGCUUAUUUGACACAUGUCGUGGUUUUCCUCUCUGUGAUCUGGAAGGACAACUUUCCUCACCUAAAGCACAUUAUAUUAGAAAAUGUUUCGAUUUGGAUUCAUUUUUUAGGAAGCAGCAUCUAUCAGAUGGUGUAUAGUUCUUGGGUAAACAAUAAUUACCUAAUUAUGUUUACAAAGGAUUUGGGGGGAGGCAGAGG